Nothobranchius furzeri (turquoise killifish) is the source of this 7535-nucleotide messenger RNA. The record is from RefSeq and is a predicted model, not a curated record. NCBI's taxonomy places the organism in Eukaryota, Metazoa, Chordata, Actinopteri, Cyprinodontiformes, Nothobranchiidae.
CCAUGUUGCUACCCAGAUCCUGUUGUACGUCCUCACCUUGGACUGCAGGUUUACCACCAGAGCCGGACGAGGAAUCUGGGCAGAUUUGAGAUUCUGGGGUGAGGGUGCCAUUCAAGUCUCCUGGAGGAGAGGAAGUCAAGGAGAGCUGUGAUCCUCUGCUACUGGAACUUUCUCCAUCGAGCAUCAUGGAGUCCAGCUCUGAUAUUUUGUCCAGGCAAGGAGAGGCGAAAAAGCCUUCCAGCAGAGCCCAGUCCAGCUCAGCUCCUCUCCCCGAGUGCCUGUCCCCUCCGACUCUGCUGCUGGGUCGCUUGGCCGGUCCUUUCGGCAGACCGGAUACCAGCCAGCCGUGGCCGUGAUGCUGCCAGCCUUGUGGCCUCUGAUGUUGGCGUGGAAACGAGAGGAUGCACUCAACCUUCCUGUUCUGAUCAAGCUUUGGGGUCUUGACCCUCCUUAAAAAAGGACACAAUGAAGAUCUGUGCCAGGUCGGGCAGAUCUACCCACAAGCAUCUGCUGCAUGUCUCUCUGUAGUACCACCCUGGAAGCACCUGGCUCGUGCCACACAGCAGCAACUAGAGCCCAGAUGGCUGCUAAGCAGGAUGACACCUGGGGCCCUCCUUUUGUCUGCAACUGCGAAGACAGUCAAGAGGUGACUCAUACUGAUUUGAUCUAAAAGUUUGAUUCAAAACACUGAAGUAAAAAAAAUAUUUACAAAAGAGAAAACUGAUCUCAACACUAAGCAGUAAUCAGACAUAUUUAGAACAAAUUAAAUCAUUUUAAUAUAGGACUGGAAAAAUUACACACUAACGUGAUCACUCCAGCUGCAAUGGAAAAGAACAGUGUUGCCUCUAGAAAACAUUUGAAGAAAUGCCAGUUUUGAAAAAUGUCAUCUUUAAAAGGCGAAUCUAAAUGUCAGAGAGACGGAUACUUUACACAUAGAGAGCGCUGCCUUCUGGGCGUAACACAGAAAAGUGUGAGAAUAAUAUUUUUUCCCAGUUGGAAUGAACUCCAAUUACCCGUCAUCAAGCAUAUAAAGCAGUAUGUACCCAGUCACAUAGCCUGGAGAGGAACGUGGUCACUAUUCACAGCAUUAGUCAGGAAACCACAGAGGAGGCUGCAUAAAAGUGAAAGUGUUUCUGUUUGUUCCAAACAACAAUGAAACCUUAGUUUUACUAUGUUACUGAGAUCAAAUUUACUGAAUUAAUCCAAUAAGAAAGAUUAGUAAAGUGAAGAAGAUCUUUCAUGGAAGAAAAAACAAAGAGUCAGAGUACCCGGCCGAGAGGGUUAUCGGGGUCUCACCCUUGAGCCAGGCCUGGGGUUGGGGCCCGUGAGCGAGCGCCUGGUGCCUGGGCUUUCACCCAUCGGGCCCGGCCGGGCCCAGCCUGAACCGGAUACAUGGGCUCAUCCAGCUGUGGACCUACCACCCGCAGGAGGAACUUGAAGGGUCCGGUGGCGUGUGGAUCGGGUGGCAGACCGAGGCGGGAGCCUUGGCGGUCCGAUCCCCGGACAAGGAAACUGGUUAUUGGGACAUGGACCGUCACCUUGCUGGCGGGGAAGGAGCAGGAGCUUGUGGCAGAGGUUGAGCGGUACCGGCUAGAUAUAGUCGGACUCACCUCGACACAUAGCAUUGGCUCUGGAACCCAAGUCCUUGAGAGGGGUUGGACACUCUCCUUUGCUGAAGUUGCUCCGGGGGAGAGGCGGAGGGCUGGGGUUGGCUUUUUGUUAGCCCCAAGACUCUCUGCCUGUGUGUUGGGGUUUACCCCGGGGGACGAGAGGGUAGCUUCCCUGCGCCUUCGAGUCGGGGAACUGGUCCUGACUGUUGUUUGUGCUUAUGGGCCAAAUAUCAAUUCAGAGUACCCACCCUUUUUGGAGUCCCUGGGACGAGUGCUAGAUAGUGCUCCAUCAGGGGACUCCAUUGUCCUGCUGGGGGACUUCAAUGCUCACAUGGGCAAUGACAACAUGACCUGGAGGGGUGUGAUUGGGAGGAACGGCCCGCCUGAUCUGAACUUGAGUGGUGUUUCGUUAUUGGACUUCUGUGCAAGCCGCAGUUUGGCCAUAACGAACAACAUGUUCGAACAUAAGGAUGCCCAUCGGUACACUUGGUACCAGGGCAGCCUAGGUCGCAGGUCGAUGAUAGACUUUGUAGUCGUAUCAUCUGACCUGUGGCCUUAUGUUUUGGACACCUGAGUGAAGUGAGGAGCGGAGCUGUCAACUGAUCAUCACCUGGUGGUGAGUUGGAUCAGAUGGCAGGGGAAGAUGCCGCGUAGACCUGGCAGACACAAACGCAUAGUGAGGGUCUGCUGAGAACGCUUGGCACAAGAACCUGUCAAGACGGUCUUCAACUCCCACCUCCGGCAGAGCUUUGACCGCGUCCCGAGAGCAGUGGAGGACAUCGACUCUGAGUGGGCCUUGUUCCACUCUGCGAUUGUUGAGGCGGCUGUUGCUAGCUGUGGUCGCAAGGUGGCCGGUGCCAGUCGUGGUGGUAACCCCCGUACCCGCUGGUGGACAUCAGAGGUUCGGGGAGCCGUCAGGCUGAAGAAGGAGGCCUACAGGGCUUGGCUGGUCUGUUGGUCUCCGGAGGCAGCAGACGGGUACCGGAUAGCCAAGCGGGGUGCAGCAGUGGCAGUUGCCGAGGCAAAAUCUUGGGCGUGGGAGGAGUUGGGUGAGGCCAUGGAGAAAGGCUAUCGAUCUGCGCCAAAGAGGUUCUGGCAAACUGUCCGGCGCCUCAGGAGAGGGAGGCAGCAACUCGCUCACACUGUUUACAGUGGGGAUGCGGAGCUGCUGACGACCUCAUUCCAGUGCUUCCUCUGUGGGAGCCCUCUGCCCCGGCGGCAGUGGUCGGCUGUGGUGGCCUGGGUGCUUUCCAGGUGUGCCUAGGUGGAGGUGGGGUCUCUGCCCUCCCUGCCCUGGGCGCCCUGUGUCAGUGCCUCAGCUGCUGCUGUGAAUCUGCUGCUGCCGGGGCGAAUGGCUCCCCGGAUGGUGUUUCCUUAUCCUUAUCUUAGCUGGUCUGGCUCAUCUGAUCUCAGUCAAUUGUGUUUUUUUUACCAUGGGGAAGGGGGCAUGUGUGUGUGUGUGUGUGUGUGUGUGUGUGUGUGUGUGUGUGUGUGUGUGUGUGUGUGUGUGUGUGUGUGUGUGUGUGUGUGUGUGUGUGUGUGUGUGUGUGUGUGUGUGUGUGUGUGUGUGUGUGUGUGUGUGUGUGUGUGUGUGUGUGUGUGUGUGUGUGUGCGCUGGAGGAUGAGUGUUGUGAAGGGGUUUUUAUUGUCAGGCUGUUUUUAAAAUUCUGGAGAUGGGAGGGAGUGUGGGUAUGCGGGGCCAUUUUAAUUUGUUAAGCACUUUGAGUUGCAUGUAUAGAAGGAUAAAGUGCUAUAUAAAUAAAAGUUGAUUGAUUGAUUGAUUGAUUGAUUGAUUGAUUGAUUGAUUGAUUGAUAUAGUCGGGCGGCAGAAAGAAUACUUUGAGGAACUCCUCAAUCCCACCUACGCACAUUCCUAGGAGGAUCCAGAGCUGGGAGACCUGGGGAUGGACUGUCCAAUCUCGGGGGCAGAAGUUGCUGAGGUAGCCAAACAACUACACAGCUGCGGAGCCCCGGGGGUGGAUGAGAUUCGUCUUGGGUAUCUCAAGGCUAUGGAUGUGGUAGGGCUGUCGUGGCUGACGCGUCUCUGCAACAUUGCGUGGUCAUGGGGGCAGUUCCUGUGGAGUGGCCAUCGACAUGGGAGAGGCAGACCGGGGUGGUGGUCCCCAUCUUUAAGAAGGGUGACCUGAGGGUGUGUUCCAACUAUAGGGGGAUCACACUCCUCAGCCUCCCUGGAAAGGUCUACUCCAAGGUACUGGAGAGGAGGGUCCGAUCAAUAGCUGAAUCUCAGAUUGAGGAGUAGUGUUGGGAGUAAUGCUGUACAGAAGUAAUUAAUUACUGUAAUGCAUUGCUUUUUGUUGUAAUGUGGUAAUGUAAGGCAUUACAGGGAAAGAAAAUGGUAAUAUUUACUCAGUACAAUUGUCAGUAACGCAGUAAUUACAAUGCAUUUUAAACCCAGAAUCAAGAUAUGUUUCUUAAAAAUUCAAAUUGCGGUAAACCCGAAGAAAGAUCCAGUAUCUGUAUAUAUUACGUCAUUUAUGGACUCAGCUUUGCGGGCAGAGAGGACGCAGCGGUACCGGCUCAAAUACUCCAGCUGUGUCCUCCACGCGGCCGCUGUAACAUUCACAAAAUCGCUCCACUAAAACAAAAUAAUUCACUUGCGAUCGUUCAUAUCAGCGCAUGUUCUCUGGUAUUCUGUACUUUUCUGACGUGCUUUGCCUCAUCUGAGUUAAUCUGGGCCCCGGUGAUUUUAACUCAUUGCUGCUUGAGCGCCGCGCAUGUGAAGAUCCCUCUGGCUGAUCGUUAGAAAGUAGGAAGUCUAGGAAACAGUUUUUCUGGAAGACGGAGAAAACAUGCAGCAUGCAGGGAGGUUAGAGAGAGAAAGGGCAGGAAAUAAUUCAAAUAAAAUCAAGAAAUCAAACAAAGUGCUUGAAAAGAAAAAAGUAGGUAGAUUUAUCCCCAAUACACAUUUUUACCAGUGAAAAGAAAUUAUAUAUAAGCAUUUCAUAUUUAUACAUGUGAUAGAAUCAGAUCACCCCAGAAGUCAGUCCCACAUCCAGGGCCAUAUCAAGGCAUUUGGGGACCAAGGCUAAAUAGACUUGGAGCCCCCACCACCUCACUCCCUGCUCAGUUAAUCUAAGAUGGCAGCAUGUUGAGAGUACAGAUUGUUGUUGCAUUUAUUUCAUAACCAAUGCUUCUAAAGAUCUGUUUUUAACAGCACUCCUAGCUCAGACACCACAUUACCUUCCACCGGAUGUGUCAUGAGUUCACCAGGCAUCAGAUUACCAAACUCAUAUUGAAGUUGUUUUGUUGAAAGUAACUUAGAGUAAUGCAAAAGUAGUGUAAUGCCUUACAUUUUAAAAUCAGUAAUAUUGUAAUGUAAUGAGUUACUUUAAAAUGAGGGUAACAAGUAAUAAAUAAUGUAUUACAGUUUUGAAGUAACUUGCCCAACACUGUUGAGGAGGAGCAAUGUGGUUUUCGUCCUGGCCGUGGAACUGUGGACCAGCUCUAUACCCUUGCAAGGGUGAUGGAGGGGGCAUGGGAGUUUGCCCAAGCAAUCCACAUGUGUUUUGUGGAUUUGGAGAAGGCUUAUGACCAUGUCCCCAGGGCACCCUGUGGGGGACGCUCCAGGAGUAUGCGGUGGGUGGCCUUUUGUUAAGGGCCAUUCAGUCCCUUUACCAGAGGAGCAUGAGUUUGGUCCGCAUAGCCGGUAGUAAGUUGGAGCUGUUCCCGGUGAGGGUUGGACUCCGCCAGGGCUGCCCUUUGUCACCGGUUCUGUUCAUAACCUUUAUGGACAGAAUUUCUAGGCACAGCCGUGGUGUGGAGUGUGUCGAGUUUGGUGGCUGGAGAAUCUCAUCUCUGUUUUUUGCGGAUGAUGUGGUCCUACUAGCUUCAUCCAGCUCUGACCUUCAGCUCUUGCUGGGUAGGUUCGCGGCCGAGUGUGAAGCGGCUGGGAUGAGGAACAGCACCUCCAAAUCUGAGACCAUGGUUCUCGAACGGGAAAGGGUGGCUUGCCAACUCCGGGUUGGGAGAGAGGUCCUACCUCAAGUGGAGGAGUUUAAGUAUCUCGGGGUCUUGUUCACGAGUGAGGGUAGGAGAGAUCGGGAGAUUGACAGGUGGAUUGGUUCGGCGUCUGCAGUGAUUCUGUUGUGGUGAAGAGGCAGCUGAGCCAGAAAGCCAGGCUCUUGAUUUACCGGUUGAUCUACGUCCCAAUCCUCACCUAUGGUCAUGAGCUUUGGGUAAUGACCGAAGGAAUGAGAUUGCGAAUACAUGCAGCCAAAAUCAGUUUCCUCCGUAGGGUGGCCGGGCUCAGCCUUAGAGAUGGGUGAGGAGCUUGGACAUUCAGGAGGGACUCGGAGUAGAACCGCUGCUCCUCCGGAUCAAAAUGAGUCGGUUGAGGUAGUUUGGGCAUCUGGUCAGGAUGCCUCCUGGACGCCUCCCUGGGGAGGUGUUUCGGGCAUGUCCUACCGGCAGGAGGCCCCCAGGUUGACCCAGGACACGUUGGAGAGGUUACAUUUUCAAUCUGGUCCGGGAACGCCUUGGGGUCCUCCUGGAGGAGCUGGUGGAGGUGGCCGGGGAGAGGACGGUCUGGAGCUCCCGUAGUUGGGAUGCUGCCCCCGCGACCCAGGCCCGUAUAAGCGGAGGAAGAUGACGACGACGAGUAAAGUGAUGUUUGUAAAUGUUCUAGUGUUGCUUUAAAGGGAUUUUUGUAACUUGUUCAUUUUUUAUUACGCCAGUAUGUGCUAAAAUGACCCUUUAAAGAAUUAAGGUGGCCAGAAUGUUCCACUUGCAACUUCAGGCUGGUGGGUCGCUCUGUUGGGACUUAAAACUAAUUGAACUGACAUACGUGGUGCUGCAGUCUGGUUCCAACAUGUUUCCUGCAUGCUUUUGAUCAUGAACACAGCUGGUUAGUUUAACUUAGUGAUUAAUCGCUCCUGUAGACACUAAGGAAGCCUGGGGAGAGAUUUUAGCUGUUAGAUCAAUGAUUGAAUAUAGAACACGGACACUCUGGCGACAUCUAGGGUGGUGCAACAAUAAAACACUUUUUCCAGGUGUUGGAGUGUUGGUUCACUACAUUCAUUUGUAUCUUCCCAUAUAUUUUUCAUUUAAAAGCCUAAUACUUCUUUCUCUGCAGAUUUUUAACGAAUAUGAUUAGUUUGAAAAAGUGCUUGUGCUUACAGGAAUAUAAUAGAAGUUUUUAAUCUGUGUCCAUACUAUAAAGCCACUCAGAUACUUCAGGUUUGCUCAGGUUUGUCUCAAAAAUCAAAUUGUUCCCUCUUUUUUUGCAGGAGGACUGAUCUGUUGUUUGCUUUAAUUCCCUAUACAAAUAAAUAAAAUUUUAUCCUAUGAUUUGAAUAUGUUUACAUUUAAAUGGAUUUUCUCUUCAUUUCUAGUAUAAACCCUUUAUAUUUUGCAAAAUCAAAGAAAAUGGUGAAAAUUUAUACAGUAUCUCUGUAGAUAUGCUACUAUAGGCUUAGACUGCUGUAACACAUGACCACUUUCCACAUUUUACUACUUUCUUCUACAAUUUCUCUCUUAAUUGCAUUUUUUCCUGUUAUUUCAGCUGUUAACUUUAUUUUUUUCUCCUCAAAAGAAGCUACAAUGGUGUUCUGCUGAGCUGUCCUCAUGGAGGGAGCCAUCGGCUUGAACACUGCUGAUAACCACUUAACAUUGUCCCUCUCCUGAUAAUGACAUUUUACUUUCUUUGACAUGGAAUGUGCUACUACUAGUUUACCCAUUUAAUUUUAAAUUCACUAGAAUAAAUACAAUAAAUUUUAUCUCUCACUAUAUAGAACAUUUACUAAGAAAUCACAAUGUAACCAUUGAAUCUGCUGGGUUCCUUAUAUAGGAAACGUUUUACUGAUUGGCUUAAUGAACUGACCUGUAUUGGAAUGUUUACUAUGUGAAGUGCCUUGAGACGGCUCUUGUUGUGAUUUGGCGCUAUAUAAAUAAAUUGAAUUGAACUGA